Penicillium hordei is the source of this 420-nucleotide messenger RNA. Its product is annotated as Mitochondria protein Fmp29. Lineage: Eukaryota; Fungi; Ascomycota; Eurotiomycetes; Eurotiales; Aspergillaceae. The transcript has 3 exons. The coding region runs from base 1 to 420 and encodes 139 amino acids. The record is from RefSeq and is a predicted model, not a curated record.
AUGCAUAUUCCAUCUCUUCCCGAUGAUUUCGACGAGAUAGGAAUCGAACAACAAAGACAAUGCAGAACCGUCUUUCGCUUGGAAGAGGCCAAUCUUUACUACACAGCCGCGACAGGCGUACACAAUGAGGAACAUAUGGAUUUGUUGAGACUUCCUCAUCUCGGAAUACGGCAGUAUCUCCUUCGCCAGACAGGGUAUCACAACUCCAUCGGUAUAGAGCAGCAUCUCCUCAGCCGCUUGUCCAGUUGUAAUGAGUCUGAACAGCUAUUGUCCCAGGUUCGAGAACACCUCGAUAUAGAUCUAGAAGGCGGUACCGAGCCAGACAACUUUGAGAGGGCGGUGGAGGGCAAUCGAAGCUUUCGUAUAGAAAUGGUUCGGCAAGCAGAAGUGGACCAGCGGGAGUUAUAUUGGCGAAACUAG